AUGGCCGACGCUGUGGCGCACCUUCGAGACGAAGACGCGCCGCAAAGGAACCGCCACUCUGGACCUCGUAAACGCCGUCCAAAGAAGAAGAAGAAGAAGAAGAAGAAGCGGAAGGAGGAGAAGGCGGAGAAGGACCAGCAAUUGUCGUGUCGAUUGAGCGACUCGGUCGUGUUUGAUCGAAGUCGCGAUGUGGAUGUACCACCGCUUCAGUUCUCUUCUGGAGACUCGAUGCAUCGUCAGAGCGGACGCUGCUCUGGUGCUGAGUCGUUAGCUUCAGUGUGCGACAGUAGUGAGCCGUAUCCUGACUUUGCAACCCCAUCGUUGGCGCCAGAUCCGACUCUAACGACCGAUUUCUUGCUCCGUCAAGUAGACGCUUGUGCAAAUGGGUCUCGCGUCAGCUUUGAAACACCAUGUGAAGUGUGUAGACCAUCCACUUCGAGGUCGUUUCGACAACUGGGGCUUAGUACAGAGGAGCGAGCAGCAUUGAAGCAGGAACAAGCGCAGCGAACAGCAGAACAAGCAUACUGGACGCAGUGGGUCAUUGACGCGGCUGAAAAAGAGCGAGCGAGACGGUUAAACGUGCUGAAACAGCUGCAAUGCGAAGAAGAAGAAGAGGUGCAACGAAGGAGACAGUGGGCGAUUGCUACGAUUGAGAAGGAGCAGAAGGCCAUGAUGCGAGAGCUGUUUUUGGACAAUAUGAAGAACACGCAGUGGUUCCAGUCAACGAUCUCGAGGUUCUCGAAGGACUACGAGGUGGUGUGUCCAAACAGCUGGUGUGGAUGUACGUAUAGCUGCAUGCUGAAAGAUCUGGAGCUGCAUUUAGGGAGAUGUGCAUAUCGACAAGUGCCGGACAAUCUGGAUCAGGUGGUAGAAGAUAGCACGGCGGACUUGUCAUCAUACGAUGUCGUGUGUCCAAAUGCGAUGUUAGGGUGCAAGGAGAUUUGUUCACGCAAGAAUUUGGUACAACACCUUGCGAUAUGUUCUGUAAACGGCAUCUCACGGGAAAAAGAGUGGGAAGAACGACUGGAGUGGAGAAAAAGUGUCAACAGGGCAACCGAGAAGGAACGGGAACGUCGUAUGGACGAAGAACGAGAAGAAGGACGAGUGAACGGAUGCGGACUGUCGUUUGGAAAUCUACAGAGGCUGUACGAAGAGCAGACAGCAAUGAUGCAGGUCGUGCUGCAUGACGAGAUUUUGGACUUUUAUCAUCAUCACCAGCGGGAAGCGCUCGAAAAGCGUCUAUGGAUACAGAAAGCUAUUACAAUGGUGACUGAAGAGAUUGAACGAUUAUGGAACUAUUGUGUGCAAGUCGAAAAGUACGGGUCAUUUGCUACAAAUUUGCAUGGCGAAGCAAGUGAUGUGGACCUUGUUGUCUUUGGGGCAACGGAGGAGUUUAAUUGUACCGGUCAACAGUGUGUGGAGGCGUUGGCUGAUCAUUUUCGUGAGCUUAGUGCGUUUUCGGAUGUAAGUGCCAUCACCCGCGCACCGAUCCCGCUAUUGAAAGUGGUGGUGCUGGUAUCAAGUGGAAACGUUGAGGCAGCAGAAAACAAAGAGAGAGAAGACGGAGAUGAGGUGAAGUUACGCAUUCCGUUCGAUAUUACGUUUGACGAGCCCCGCGGCGCUCACCACAAUGGUGUAGCAAGUGUCACAUUGGUGCAAGGUCUUGCAAGCGCGUUUUACGGACUGCGGGAACUGACACUUGUACUGAAGUGCUUUUUGGUGAAGUGUGGACUGAAUGACCCGUACGUCGGAGGCUUGUCGUCGUACGGUUUGCUACUUAUGGUUGUAUACGUACUGCAAGAGCAAGGAGCUCUUAUAUUGUUGAUCGACGAACAACAUAUCUCGCAAGGUUUUGUCGAUGCCGAUGAACGUAAAGGAGCCGCUCGGCCUCGGAAUGCCCGCUGGAACUUGCGCUAUGAAUCGCAAUGUCUGAAGGGGGAAGUCAUUGCGAAAGAAAUUAUCAAGCAAUGCUCAGCAAGGCAACAAUCAUCGAAUGCUAGAAGGAUAGCCGAAAGCUGUACGAAGAAGGCAAAGCGAGCAGUGUAUCUUUCCUUUGUCACUGGUUCGGAAGCAGAUGACGCGCUAGAGGCCAAGCCAUACCUUCUGGGAAAGUUGCUCAUGGAUAUUCUACAGUUUUACGGAAACGACUUUAGACAGGAUUUUGACCAGAUCUCGGUUGUGUCAUGGGGUGAGCCAAGUUGGCUAACUGUUGAAGCGCCGUCAAUUACGAAAGCAAUGUCGCCGCCAGCACGUACUUUACCUCCUUCGACAACGUACCCUUCUCCGACAGACGGACAUUGCACUGUGAACCCUCCCUUAGUGUUGGCGCCACCGCUUUUUCGGGACGGACUGUUUGUGAUUGAAGAUCCGUUGCAGCCUGACAACAAUGUCGGCAAAACGUGUUAUCGCGUGAGCCAAGUGUGUCGCGACUUCUCCGACUUUUUGAGUUUCCUGACUGCACUGAUCGUACGAGGUUCUGUCAUGACGACAGGCAGGAAGAAGACCAUAAACGCAUUUGCGAAUGGGAGCCAUUCUUCUGCAUCCAGCUCAACGCAACCAGCAGCACACGACCCGACUUGUCGAAUUCUAAAGUCCGUCUUUGAGAUGAAGACGAGGGAAGGAGGAUGCAUUGACUGA
Messenger RNA from Hyaloperonospora brassicae, 2637 nucleotides. Lineage: Eukaryota; Oomycota; Peronosporomycetes; Peronosporales; Peronosporaceae. The record is from the annotation of a GenBank genome assembly.